This is a messenger RNA of Cajanus cajan (pigeon pea), 941 nucleotides long. The record is from RefSeq and is a predicted model, not a curated record. Lineage: Eukaryota; Viridiplantae; Streptophyta; Magnoliopsida; Fabales; Fabaceae.
AUGGGCAACCAUGAGUUUCAUAAGGCAAAGUCAAAGAUAAAAAUAAUAAACCUGAUCGUCGUCGAUGACGUGGCGAAGCUGUGGAGCAUCGACCUCCACGCGCGCGUGCUCGGAGCGCCGGAGUACUGUCACGCCAACUUCACGAACUACUUCACGCACCGCUUCUGGUCGACCCCUGCCUACGCGGCGUCGUUUAAGGGACGCGCCGCCUGCUACUUCAACACCGGCGUGAUGGUGAUCGAUCUGUGGAAGUGGCGCGAGGGACGCUACACGGAGAAGCUCGAGACGUGGAUGCGGAUCCAGAAGCGGAACAGGAUCUACGAGCUCGGAUCGUUGCCGCCGUUCCUCCUCGUCUUCGCCGGCGACGUAGAGCGCGUGGCGCACCGGUGGAACCAGCACGGCCUCGGCGGCGACAAUCUCGAAGGGCUUUGCCGCGACCUGCAUCCCGGUCCGGUGAGUCUCCUCCACUGGAGCGGCAAGGGGAAGCCGUGGCUCCGAAUCGAUUCCAAGAAGCCUUGUCCGUUGGAUGGCCUUUGGGCGCCCUACGAUCUGUUUCGCCAGUCUCCGUCGAUUUUCUCCGAUUCGUAGUUAGGGUUUUUGGUUUUUCGCCGCGAGGGUGCAUGGUUUUACCGUGGGGAGUGCGUCACCCGAUUGCUGCUCGCCCAGCUGGAAGGAUGUGUCAUGUGUGUGAUAGGAAAUGAGACGAGUGCGACGAAAAUGUGUAUACGUGGAUUGUGGGUGACGUGGUUAUGUCUUUCAGUGAUGUGAUACGGUGACGUAGACAUAGAGACCGUGUUUGGAUGAAGAUGAGGAUGAUGAUUAGCUUUAUGCAUAUCCAAAAUAAGGGAAGAGAAAUAGGAAAAAGGCUUGCUUAUAUUGGAUUAGAUUUCAAUUUUUUAAAUUAAUUAUAAAAUCACGUUGAAGGUUAAAAUUACAAAUAA